UAAUCCUAUAUAUCCCAGUCCACUCCAGAUCCAUCCAACUAGGAAAUUUCUCUCUCGGAACGGCCAUGGCAACCCAAGAGCGCACCUCUUCAAAUUUCCGCGACUCCAAAUCCCUCUACCCCCAAGUCCUCGAGUCCAACCCCGAGAGUGACUCCCCUUUCCUCUCCCACCCCAACAAUCCCUCCCGCUCCCCUCUCUAUCCCUCCCUCGACGACUCUCCUCCUCCUCCUCGUAAUCCCAACGCCAAUCCCUCCUCCUCCUUGUAUCCUUCUAUCGAGAUGAAGGAGCUCGUCGAGAACCUCUUCCCCGACGCCGACGACGACGACCCCAAGAGCCCCGCCGCAGCCCCCACCCUCCCUCCCCCUGUCGAAGAAACCCUUCUCCGCAUCCCCGGUGCCAUCCUCCACCUCAUCGACAAGCAGCGCAGUGUCGAGCUCGGCGUCGGCGACUUCACCGUCGUCCGCCUCCGCCAGGGCGAGAACACCGUCGCCGUCCUCGCCCGUGUCGGCCACGACCUCGUCCAGUGGCCCCUCGCCCGCGACGAGGCCGCAGUCAAGCUCGACGACUGCCACUAUUUCUUCUCCCUGCACGUCCCCAAGAGCGCCGCGGCGGCGGCCGACGAUGACGGCGGCGGUGAUGGCUCCGAGGAUCUUCUCAACUAUGGCCUCACCUUUGCUUCCAAGGGGCAGGAGGGGUUGCUGAAGGAGUUGGAUCGGAUUCUUGAGAGCUAUAGUAGCUUCUCUGUCCAGAAGGUGGAAGGGAAGGCGAAAUCGGAGGUGCUGGAUGGGUCGGUGGCGAAGGAGGUCACGCCGGCGGAGGUGAUGGGACCGAAGAAGGAGAUGAUGGAGGAGAGAUCGGCGGCAUACUGGACGACGCUGGCACCGAAUGUUGAGGAUUACAGCGGGUCGGUGGCGAAGGUGAUCGCCAAAGGAUCGGGGCAGCUCAUAAGGGGGAUCUUGUGGUGCGGAGAUGUGACGGUCGAUCGGCUUAAAUGGGGGGAGGAUCUGCUAAAGAGGAGGAUGGUGCCGGGCUCGAAGCAGACCGAGAUCAGCAAGGAUGCUCUAAAGAGGAUUAAAAGGGUAAAGGGGGUCACAAAGAUGUCAGAGAAAGUGGCAACUGGAAUUCUAUCUGGUGUUGUGAAGGUCUCUGGGUUUUUCACAAGCUCUGUUGUGAAUUCAAAAGCAGGCAAAAAGUUCUUUAGUCUUUUGCCUGGGGAAAUUGUCCUUGCUUCUCUUGAUGGAUUUGUACUUGCAGAUAUGUAAAAUGUCUUUCUCCGGCCUCUGUAUUGCAUGCACCAGGCGCAAUUGGACUGCGUCAAAUCCCACAGUGCAUAACAUGCCAUGCUACCCCUUGUAUUUCACCAAUUCCCAAUUGCACGUUCUCCACCAUGCAUAUGCUCCGCGAUUUUGCCUGGUUCACUUGCACCUGGUGCAUGCAAUAAUUUCUCCUUUCUCAGUGGUGCCCUGACUCUAAAACAAACCAAAAAUAUAAGCCAAAUUUUAUUUUAGAUGAGCAUAUUAUCAGUUACCCAAUCUUAUUCAACAAGCCGUAUAGCAUCUGGAGGCUCUUUUUUUUUUUGUCAAUAUAUGAUUUAUCAAAGUUCAAGAAUGUUUUAAAUAUUGCGUAUCAGCAUAUCAAUUAUUAGUAUUUGCAAGGAAAUUUUGGGAAAGCUGGGGCUUGCCAACCGGAAUGCUGGUUGACAGGGCAGGAGGCCUAGCACCUACCUUGUAGUUUCUAGCUCGUGUUUCUAGGUCACUUUGACUCUGUUAUAACAGGAAAUAGCUUUGCAGAGAAAGUGGUUAGUUUUGAUAAAGUUAGUGACAUUGAUCCCUAAAUGCCACAAGCCUGAUUGACAUAUUGUAGUCGGGAGGCAGGUGUUAAGCUUAUCAUCUGAUAAAGUAAGUCUGUGGUCAUCAAAAUUAGGAAAAAUUUCAAAAUUAACAUGUUUCGGGAAAAGCAUUGUCCUUAGAGACCUUACAAAUGUCCUUUCUCUAAUAUCGAAACCUGAGCACCAAGUGCUGAACAAAUAAUAUCUUAAAUGUUCAUGUAUAAGGAAGUGCCGUCUGUCAAGCUAUCCAUAUUUUCUGUUUCUGCUUCUGCUUCUCCUUCACCUUCUUCUUCUUCUCCUCCUAAAUUUUGAAUACGAUGCUUAUGCUGUCAGUGAGGUUCAAAUCCUGGGCCUGUCCUAAGUUGAGAGGGAUACAGACCAGCUGGACUUAGGCUGAUUGGCAUAUAAGUUAAAUUUGGGCACAUGGUGGCCCUAUUGUAGGUUAAUAUUCACUUAGGCCUCAUUCCUUUCCCACAAAAAUGCUUUUUCCUUUGGGAGCACAUAAUUUGAAACAUGAAUCUAAAUUUUAAGAGAGAGCUUGAUAUUCUUUUUUUCAAGCAUCUUAUUUUUCUAGCUGAUCACAAUUUGGAAUCAUCUUAGGUUGUCACCUGGUCCUAGAGUGACAUACCAUGGUUGGAUCCUAUGUUGGUAAUGAAGGUGUCAGAUUUUGCAGUAUUAGGUGAUUGUGAAAUACUCAAGGAUUUGUCUCCCGGUGGGAUGGCGGCGACAUUGGACCAUCUGAAGUGUUGGGAUGAGGUGCUGUCCCAAGCAUCAGGAUGGGAUAGAAUGGGAUACAGACCAGGGAUGGGAUGAGAUAUCCACCAUCCCAAGUGUUAGGAUGCAACGUAUCCCAUGCCAUGGGAAAAUCAUGAUGAACUUCUCCCAUGGGAAUGCUAAAGUUAUUUUAGUAGCUUUUCUUGUACCAGAUACAUUCUUCUAGAGGAAAAAAAAGAACUUUGGUGAAAAUGAAGCCUCAUACUAUAGGAACCAUAAUGUUAGAAGAAAUCAUAAGAAGCCAGAGAAUGUGUGUGAAAAGUACAUGGGGAAACUUGAUGGUGGGGUGUCAAUAACCAAAAAAAUGACUCACCAUGAAAUAUUUUGCCUUGAAGUAUUAUAAAGUCAUAAAACAAGACAAGAUUAGUUGAUCUAGCAAACAAGACAACUAUGCAUUACAUGUUACCUAUGUGCAAUGCCAACAUUUAUUCUUCGAAAAGGUGGACGAUUGACGAAAAAGACUAGUGAAGAAAUGGGGAAAGCCAUUGUCUAAGUUUGUUAAUUGUGAAUGUGUUGAUUUGACAGGAUAUGAUAAUUGAAGUAGGAAUUUCUUAUCUGAAAUAGGGAUGAGAGUAGGAUCUGCAUGAUUACAUGAUGCAAUACCAGUAGAGAUAGCCAACAUUUUGACUGUUAUAAGGUACUAUACAGCAUUUCAGUGCCUGAGUCUAUGUCAUAUAAGUGGAAUAAAACAAUUUUAAGACAAUGUGCAGUUUGCAGAGAGCAACUUGUAUUGUGGCAUAGAGCCACAAGUGUAACUUCCUAAUACUAAAGUUGAUUCUAAAAGAAAGGAGUGUA
Elaeis guineensis (African oil palm) is the source of this 3397-nucleotide messenger RNA. RefSeq names its product protein EARLY-RESPONSIVE TO DEHYDRATION 7, chloroplastic. Lineage: Eukaryota; Viridiplantae; Streptophyta; Magnoliopsida; Arecales; Arecaceae. The record is from RefSeq and is a predicted model, not a curated record. Gene Ontology annotation, cellular component: plasma membrane.